Drosophila miranda is the source of this 2976-nucleotide messenger RNA. RefSeq names its product DDB1- and CUL4-associated factor 6-like. Gene Ontology annotation, biological process: positive regulation of transcription by RNA polymerase II. Gene Ontology annotation, cellular component: cytoplasm; Cul4-RING E3 ubiquitin ligase complex. Gene Ontology annotation, molecular function: protein binding. NCBI's taxonomy places the organism in Eukaryota, Metazoa, Arthropoda, Insecta, Diptera, Drosophilidae. The coding region runs from base 441 to 2345 and encodes 634 amino acids. The record is from RefSeq and is a predicted model, not a curated record. The transcript is spliced from 4 exons.
UCAACUAUACGGUUCGUUUUUGGCAGUAUUUGUUCAAGAAUAUCGAACCUUUUGAAAUUGAACAGACAGCACAGAUUUUUUGCAUUUUAUAUUAUGAGCUCUGAGUUAUGCAGUAAAAAUAAAAACCGAAUCAAUUGCUGAGAGACGUCGCUUAGUCGCUCAGUUGUUGUUAACGACGUCGCUCAGAGCGUGGCUGAAGCCUAGGGUAUCAAAAUCUUCGGCUGCAAUAGCUAUCCGUUCUUUCAUGGUUUUGUUGUAUGUAGUUAUUCAAUUGCGCAAUGCUUGUCUGUUUUUCGCUUUUGUGUUUAUUUUUUGUCUUUGUCUAGCGCACAAGAAAGUUAAUUUUAAUACAAACUUGAAAAACCAAAACACGUACAUAUAUGUAAAUAUGUUAGCACAAUAUGUGCGACGUUAAAUUUUAGUGACAACCAGUAUCGACAAUGUACAAAAAAACGGUUGCACAACUCCGUCACAGUGUACACCAGAGCAUCGAAAACUAUCCAUAUAAUGAGGCUAGCAGUGCCCAGGCCACUCUGCAGGCCAGUUGCAAAAAUUCAUUGAACUUUGUGCAGCGCUUAGAUAUACUGCAAACGCUAUACGUCCAUAAUGGUUGCGUCAACACAGUGAACUGGAAUGCAAGCGGAACACAUAUUGUAUCUGGCUCCGAUGAUAACCAUCUGGUCAUUACUGAGGCUAAGAGCGGUCGGGUAGCACUCAAGAGCAAGACCCAACACAAGCGUCAUAUUUUUAGUGCACGUUUCAUGCCACACAGCAACGAUCAGGCUGUCGUUUCUUGCUCUGGCGAAGGCCUAGUGAUCCAUACUGAGUUCCUGAUUCCAUAUAGCUCCGAAAAAUGUACAAAGACAACAGACUAUAUAGUUGGAGAAGACAGCCGAAUCGUGAACGUUUUUGAUUGUCACACAUUUGGGAGUACCUUCGAUGUUUUGCCAAUACCUGACGCACCGCGGUCCUUUCUUAGUUGCGGAGAAGAUGCAACAGUACGCUGUUUCGAUCUUCGCCAAUCCAGUAGUUGCUCCAAGAGUAUGUGCCAAAAUCACAUCCUUAUAAUGGCGCCCUGUGCCGUGACAGCCAUGGAUGUAGCUCCUUUUAAUCACAACAAUGUGGCCAUCGGCUGUUCCGACUCGAUAAUUCGUCUAUACGACAGGCGCAUGCUGGCAAAUACAGGCUCUGCAUCUUUGUCGUCGGGCUCAACAAUACCGAUUAAGGCUUACCCCAUACCAAUGGAAUACACGCGUCGUCACUAUCGCCCCACCUGCGUAAAGUUCAAUAUGAACGAAUCUGAGCUGCUGGUCAGUUACUCUAUGGAGCAGAUUUAUCUGUUUGAUCUGAAACACCCUGGCUAUAAUGACGCAGGUCUGUUGAAAAGCGGUUGUUAUACGCCCAAAAUGCGCCGUGAAGACGAUCCAGACCCGCAGAUGCCUCGUCUUCGCUUUCGUGGCGAUUGGUCCGAUACUGGGCCCAACUCCCAGGCCAUUGCCGAGCAGGGUUUUAACCGUCCCAAUGUGGGGCAAGCUCGACCACCCCUCGAACCAGGAGUACUUAGUCGGCUUAGUGACGAAAUAUUUCGCAUGCUUAAUUCGCCCAGUCGUCAAAUGCGUCAAACUUCCCAAGCAACCGAGUCAAAUACAGAUACAACAUUAAACCGCAACUCAAAUAGCUCUCUUCCUAUCAGGGCGCAGAACACAAUUUAUGGAAAUAUGAUCAACGAAUCGGAUGUGGCUAACAUUUCUGUCAAAUCUGGAUGUCUUGAGAUCACAGAGGACACAAAAGAUACUAAAAAUGAGAACAAGGAUGCAAUUGCAGCUGGAGAUGGAGAAAAGUUUCCUAUUCGAAAUUUUAAUUACGUAAAAAUGGCUUUCAGUGGGCACCGUAACUCAAGGACAAUGGUGAAGGGUGCUUGUUUCUGGGGGGACGACUUUAUUAUGUCGGGUUCCGACUGUGGCCAUAUAUUCGUUUGGAAUCGACAGACCGGAAAGGUAGUCAAGACGCUUCUGGCAGAUAAUCGUGUCGUCAAUCGUGUUCAACCACAUCCCACGCUCCCCUACCUUCUUAGUUCCGGCAUCGACUACAAUGUGAAGGUGUGGGCGCCAAUCGCUUCUGAUCCUCAUUUCGACGAGGCCGAAACCGCCGGACUGAUAAAAAGCAAUGAGAUUAUGUUAGUGGAGACUCGCGAUACUAUAACCGUACCUGCCCAGAUAAUGAUACGAAUUUUGGCAAGCCUACAUCAGUAUCGCCGGCUGAUGCACGAAGCUGGUAGCGAAGCCAGAUCUAGUCAAGAAGGUCUAUCUAGCAAUGGUGCAGAAUCUCCUAAUAGUGAUAUAUAAGUUAAAUCGUGAUCUAGUAACCACUCCUCCUUUCCUUUCCCUGUUUUUCCCUCCUCCAACGUAUGCGAAGGCAAGGUGCAGCAGUUAUCAGCCUAAGAGGUAGAGAAAGCGACACGUUAUUAUAUGUUUAAUGUACAUCGCAUUAAAAGUAUGACGAAGUAUGACAAACAAAAUUGAACUUUUUAUUUACACUUCGAACCAAACCGACUUUUUCUGAUAGAUUUGAAGUUUUAAAUUUUAUUUUUAAUGUUUAUUUCUUAAAUGUUUUUGUUUUUUCAGAGGUAGUGCUUAACAAGCAUCUUACAUCAGGUUGUAUUGAACUUUCCAAUUCUAAAAGCAGAUAAAUGAUGCUUUAAAUCGGUCUUGAAAAUAUUGAGAUUUCGAUUAGAAAAUUUUUAAUUUUUUGAGGUUAUUUUUUGUACGUUAGCAAUCCAAGUAUGAGGCAGUGAUCUACUCAUCCUGGCCUAUAAACUUAUUUUUCUCUUUUGGAAAGUACAUUUAAAAGGUUUCAUUUUGUCGCACAGUGUUACUUGUUCAUAUUAAUAUUUAAUUUGUUACUAUUAUACUAUGAAUAUAUCUUGUGCAUAAAUAUUUAUGAAAAAAUAUUAAAGUUUUACAGGAGUAAACUCGA